AUGGCGGGCAGGUUACGCGAGCAGCCCAAACGCCACAGGCGAAGCCGGGAACUUGGCCGCGAACACCCUAUCUUGCAGGUGGGGCGGAGCCACGGCGGAGGCGGAGCUACGGCCGAGAGGCGGGUUUUGAAUGGAGGCGCUGUUUCGGACCAAGAAAAUCUAAACAGAACCUUUCAAGGCUUAGAUUCCCGGACUUCCGGUUCUCUGAUAUCCAUAGGCCUCACCCUCCGAUUUCUCUUCUGUGUGAUCGGCAUUGAGAUUCAUCCAGCCAGCCAGCCAUCCACUCAUUCUUUUGUCACCACACUGGGAUUAUCGUCUACUGAGGAUGAGGGUGAGGACCCCUGGUACGAGAAAGCCUGCAAAUGUGAUUGCCAAGGAGGUGCCAAUGCCCUCUGGUCUGCUGGUGCCACCUCCUUAGACUGCAUACCAGAAUGCCCAUAUCAUAAGCCCCUGGGGUUUGAGUCGGGAGAAGUUACACCAGACCAGAUCACCUGCUCCAACCUGGAGCAGUAUGUGGGCUGGUAUUCCUCAUGGACAGCUAACAAGGCCCGGCUCAACAGUCAAGGCUUUGGGUGUGCCUGGCUCUCCAAGUACCAGGACAGCAGCCAGUGGCUACAGAUAGAUCUGAAGGAGGUCAAGGUGAUUUCAGGGAUCCUCACCCAGGGGCGCUGUGACAUCGAUGAGUGGAUGACCAAGUACAGCGUGCAAUACAGGACGGAUGAGAACCUGAACUGGAUUUACUAUAAGGACCAGACAGGAAACAACCGGGUCUUCUAUGGAAACUCAGACCGAACCUCCACAGUCCAGAACCUCCUGCGGCCCCCCAUCAUUUCCCGCUUCAUCCGGCUGAUCCCGCUGGGCUGGCACGUCCGCAUUGCCAUCCGGAUGGAGCUGCUGGAGUGCGUCAGCAAGUGUGCCUGA
Messenger RNA from Zalophus californianus (California sea lion), 921 nucleotides. It is a transcript of the gene RS1, whose product is annotated as retinoschisin 1. Lineage: Eukaryota; Metazoa; Chordata; Mammalia; Carnivora; Otariidae. The coding region runs from base 1 to 921 and encodes 306 amino acids. The record is from RefSeq and is a predicted model, not a curated record. The transcript has 7 exons.